Canis lupus familiaris (dog) is the source of this 2194-nucleotide messenger RNA. RefSeq names its product chromatin licensing and DNA replication factor 1 (gene CDT1). The record is from RefSeq and is a predicted model, not a curated record. Lineage: Eukaryota; Metazoa; Chordata; Mammalia; Carnivora; Canidae. Gene Ontology annotation, cellular component: nucleus. Gene Ontology annotation, molecular function: DNA polymerase binding; DNA binding. Gene Ontology annotation, biological process: DNA replication preinitiation complex assembly; mitotic cell cycle; DNA replication checkpoint signaling. The coding region runs from base 16 to 2019 and encodes 667 amino acids. The transcript has 10 exons.
GUCCCUGCAAGCGCCAUGGCACAGCCCCGCCUCACCGACUUCUUCGCGCGCCGCCGCCCCGGGCCCCAUGCCUCCCGGCCGCGCACCAAGGCGGCUUGGCGCACCCCGAGCCCCACCGAGCCCGCGCUCCGCGCCCGGGUCCGCACCCCCGGCAGCAGCCGCAAGCGCCCCCGCCCGCCCGCCGAGCCUGCGCGCGACCGCCCCGCGCCCCCCGCGCGCCGGAGGCUGCGGCUGCCGGCGGACGCGGCCUCCCGUCCGGCGCCGGCUGUCCCUGACGCCCCGGAGGACUCUUCUGACCCUUCUGACCCGGCUGCCCUGGCCGCCCCGGCUGUCCCUGACGUCCCGGAUGACUCUGCUGACCCUGCCUCUCCAUCUGACCCAGCUGCCCUGGCCGCCCCGGCUGUCCCUGACACCCCGGGUGGCUCUGCUGACCCUGCCUCUCCAUCUGACCCGGCUGCCCUGUCCGCCCCGGCUGUCCCUGACGCCUCAGAUGUCCCUGCUGCCCCACCUGCCCCAGCUGCCCUGGCCGCCCCGGCUGUCCCGGACACCCCGGGUGGCUCUGCUGACCCUGGCUCUCCAACUGACCCGGCUGCCCUGGCUGCCCCGGCUGUCCCUGACGCCUCAGAUGUCCCUGCUGCCCCACCUGCCCCAGCUGCCCUGGCUGUCCCUGGCUCCCCAGAGCAGGCCCCUCUCUCAGCAGGUCGGCUGCAUCGCCUGGCUGCCCAGGAGAGCAGGGCCUCCUCAAAAGUCACUCUUUCUGAGCUCAAGUCGUGUCUGCAGCGGGCACGGGAGCUUGGGGCUCGGGCCCAGAAGCUGAGGGCAGGUGCCCAGAGGAAGGAUGCUGGGGAAUCCAGCGUCCCCAAGGACCAGGGGCACCCAGCAGGGGCGUGUGGAGAGAAGGCACCUGCCUACCAGCGCUUCCAUGCCCUGGCGCAGCCGGGGCCCCCAGGCCUCGUGCUGCCGUACAAGUACCAGGUGCUGGCGGAGAUGUUCCGCAGCAUGGACACCAUCGUGGGCAUGCUCUACAACCGCUCUGAGACCGUGACCUUUGCCAAAGUCAAGCAGGGUGUCCAGGACAUGAUGCGCAAGCGCUUUGAGGAGCGCAACGUGGGCCAGAUCAGAACUGUGUACCCUGCUUGUUAUCGCUUCCGCCAGGAGCGCAACAUCCCCACCUUCAAGGAUGGCAUUAAGAGAUCUGAUUACCAGCUUACCAUCGAGCCAGUGUUGGACCAGGAGGCUGGCAGCGCGGCUCCCCAGCUCACGGCCUCACACCUCCUGCAGCGCCGGCAGGUUUUCAGCCAGAAUCUGGUGGAGCGCGUACGGGAGCAUCACAGGGCCUUCCUGGCCUCCCUGAACCCUCCCAUGGUGGUGCCUGAGGAGCGGCUGACACGCUGGCACCCACGCUUCAAUGUGGACGAAGUACCUGACAUCGAGCCGGCUGAGCUGCCCCGGCCACCUGCCACGGAGAAGGUGGCCACCGCACAAGAGGUGUUGGCUCGUGCCCGCGGCCUCAUGUCACCCAGGAUGGAAAAGGCCCUGAGUGACCUGGCUCUGCGUACGACCAAGCCUAGCAGCCCUGGGGCCCCCAGCCCUGCCCUGCCGGUCACCCCACCUGCGACCCUGAAGGGGGUGUCCCAGGACCUGCUAGAGAGGAUCCGCUGCAAGGAGGCACAGAAGCAGCUGGCGCAGAUGACCCGAAACCCAGAGCAGGAGCAGCGGCUGCAACGGCUGCAGCGGCUGCCCGAGCUGGCCCGCGUGCUGCGCAGCAUCUUUGUGUCCGAGCGUAAGCCUGCGCUCACCAUGGAGGUGGCCUGCAGCAGGAUGGUGGGCAGCUACCCUGCAGCCAUGAACCCCGGAGAGAUGGAGAAGCACAUACGGCUCCUUUCUGAGCUGCUACCCGACUGGCUUAGCCUCCACCACAUCCGCACAGACACCUACAUCAAGCUGGACAAGGCUGCUGACCUGGCAGGUGUCAUCAUGAGGCUUGCCCACCUUGCCCUUGCAGAGGCAGCACUGUGAGCCUUGCGGACACUGGCCUCAGGCUCCUGGCCCACCCGCUGUGUCCAUUUUACUCCCAUUAGGAACACGAUGCACUUUCCUCCCUUCUGCACUCCCCACCAGGCUUUCUGGCCAGUGUGGAUGGUAGGCCUACCCCAGAGCAGCGUAUCGUCAUUAAACUGAUUUCUGUUGGGGA